GUGUAGACCUCACUACUCCAUUAAAAAAACGGAGAUUAUAUCAGCUGUUGGAUUCUGCCUACUCAGAAACAUCUACUCCUUCACCAUAUGCUACACCAACCCAUACUGAUCUUUCAGCCUCAGAUCCAUUGUUGUUUACCACUCCUCCUAGAAUAAAAGCAGAUGACGAAAACUGUAGGAAUGGCUAUAAGCCCAUUUACUCACCUGUUACUCCAGUAAUCCCAUGUGUACAUGGAAAUGCAAUGCACUUUGAGAAUAUUUCUUCACCUGAGAGCUCCCCAGAAGUUGCGAGGCGAACAUAUAAUCAGGAGGGAUAUGACCGGUCAUCCUCGGCAGUGCUGACACUCAACCCUUUCAGAAAUUCCAAUCUUACAGAAAUGUGUCUGCAAGAAAUAAAGACUAUUGGCUAUUCCAGUCCGAGGAGCAGAACUGACGGCAGCAGACAGGGCUCUGCAGAAAAAGAAGCCACCUCAGAGCUCCAGUUGGGACUCGAAGCCGUUGAGCAAAGUGCACUGCAUAAACCCCUAGAGCCCCCCGGAACAGAGGCCAACAGCCAACUGGAAACAGCACACUGUGGGCGAGGGACAGUAUAUCCUACCUGGGUAAAGAGUCCCGACAGGACAGGUGUCAAUUUCUCUAUGAAUUCUAAUCUGAGGGACUUAACUCCUUCGCACCAAUUGGAGGUAGGAGGCGGAUUCCGAAUAAACGAGUCAAAGUGCCUGAUUCCAGACGAUGCAAGAGGCAUGUUCAUGGAAACGCCUGUUUUUUGUACUUCUGAAGAAGGACUUGCGGCUGGCUUUGGGAGGUCUCUCAAUGGUGACAUCUUGAUGGAUGGAAAUUGCACACCCCAAAAUCCUCCACAAAAGAAAAAGGUGUCACUUCUAGAAUAUCGCAAGAGACAACGAGAAGCCAGAAAAAGUGGCUCUAAGGCAGAAAGUUUCCCCCUUCUUUCCAUAUCGCCACACGCUGCUAGUGGAGGAAAUAGUGCUGCCACCGAUGGAUAUAACAGCAGUGAGAAUGGGGAACAAGUGGAGAAGGAACAUCCUGCAAGCCUCCCAUUGCCGUUGCCAGUUGCAGAGUGCAGCGCCACUUCAGAGGAAACGGAAAACACCUCGUCCUCAAAAGAGGUUUCAAGUGAAAAGAAUGAUCCAGAGGUUCAGUGGACUGCUUCAACAUCUGUGGAGCAAGUGAGGGAGCGAAGUUACCAGCGAGCUUUGCUUCUUAGUGAUCAUAGGAAAGACAAGGAUUCUGAUCCUGAUCCUGAAAAUUCUGAGCCCACAAGUGAAUGUCCGUCCCCAGAUACUUCUCUGAAGACUUGCAAGAGUCCUUCAAAAGGAAGCAAGACUUCUUCACUGAGUCCUGUAGUUCCUGCUCAGUCACUUGGGAAGACGCCCACAAAACAGGAUUCCCAGUGGGAGACUGCAGCUGACGCCCCAGAGGCUGAGAGCACAGCUCAUUUAAAGUGUGACCAGCAACCGAAGCCGGUGACAAAUAACACUGAAGCACUUUCGAAAAACCAUCAGUCCCAGCCUCACUUGCGCAAUGCAACUGAUCAACCUGCGCAGAAACUCCCUUCUGCCCCCUUGAAGCUGCACUGUCCUCCUUCCCCUCACAUAGAGAAUCCCCCCAAAUCCUCUACGCCACACACCCCUGUACAGCACGGCUACCUUUCACCAAAGCCUCAUUCACAGCCAUUAGGAUCGCCAUACAGACCUCAUCAUCCUCAGUCAUCACCUCAAGUGGGGACACCUCAGAGAGACUCUCACCGAAGUUUCUAUGCGGGAGCACAGAACCUCCAGCCUAGCCAACAGCAGCCCAGCGGGACACUCUUUCCCCAAACAUCGUCGGUCUCCUACAAUCAGUUCCACCAACAAAACCUGAACACUAGUGUCCCGCCUCCACCCCCACCUCCUCCCCCUUCAAGCUCCACGUACUAUCAAAACCAGCAACCCCCCUCAGGAAACUUUCAAAAUUACAAUCAGUUAAAAAGUAGCAUACCACCCCAACAAACUGUAUUUCCCUCUGGACCAAAUCAAGCACUUGCUGGUACAACAUGCCAGCAGCCUGUUUCGGGACAUCAUGUCACCAGUGGGCAUUUUUUGCCGUCUCAGACUCCCAGUCUCCAUCACCAGACUUCCACCAGUGCUCCACCGCCCCCACCUCCGCCUCCUGCUCCAGGACCACACCUUGUGCAGCAGCAGCAAAGUACUCAUCAGCAGCACGCAGUGGCCCACGUCGUAGGUCCCGUGCAUGCAGUAGCAGUGGCUCCCGGGUCACACAUCCAUACUCAAGCUGCCGGGCAUCACCUGCCGCCACCACCGCCUCCUCCCCACCAUCCUACUCACCCCACAACAAACCACCAAGGUUUGCAAGCACAACACCAGCAUGUCGUAAAUUCAGCACCGCCACCUCCACCGCCACCCCCCUCCAGCGUGUUAAGCUCUGGGCAUCACACCACCUCAGCACCGGGAUUGCACCAUCCAUCUCAUCCAGGCCCCCCGCUUUUCCCUUCGAGCGCUCACUCAACGGUCGCGUCCUAUCCCUCCCAGCCUCCGCACCACACACCUUUGGGACCGGGCACUCAGCAUCAGCCUGCCGCGACGGGGCCUCUCUGUCCGCUCCCCGGCCAGGGUCCUCCUCUCAUCCAGCCUCAAGGACCAAACAGUAUUCCGGCACCUUCCGCGCCAGGGUUCUGCCCUCAUCCGGGCCCGGUCUCUCUUCCUCAUGGUGUGCAAGGACCUCAGCAGGCAUCUCCUGUGCCUGGGCAAAUCCCCAUCCACAGAGCACAGGUGCCGCCAACAUUUCAAAACAAUUACCAUGGUUCAGGGUGGCAUUAAAAAAGGGCCCCUUGCUUUUAAACAUUUUAAAAAUGUUCUGUAAAAACUGUAUAUUUCAUAUGUACCUGUUCAAGGUACUUUUUAAAGCUUGUACAUGAUAAUAACUUUGUAAAAAAAAAAAGCAAACACCAGUGCGCGCGCGCUCUCUCGCAUUGUAUUUUUUUCCAUUUUUGCUUUGAAAAAUUCCUGAACCUGUGCUGUCGAGCCAGGAUUAGGUAUUUUUUUAUUUUGUACGUGAACAUUCCAGCUGUUUGUUCUGGCAGUAGAUUUGAUGCUGCAUAACUUUAAAUUUUAUUGUUGCAGUUAAAAUUCAUUUAGUGAAUGUUUUCUAUAUUUACUUUUUAUACAUAUGUAAUUAAAGUACACGGCUAAGUGAUGGCACUAACAGGUUUUUCAUCUGUCAGCGGUUUUUGUGUGCAUAUAGAUAGAAAAUGCAAUACAGAUUUUUAUAGUUUUGUGUGGACAUGGCUCUUUUAUUUCAACAGUUAUUUGCAGACAUUGUAAUUUAAUGUAUAGAUUGUUUCUAAUGUCUCUGACAAGUGCUGUAAAUACUAUUUCUUUUGCGUGUAAAACUGCUUAAUGCUUCUCAUUUGAUAUAGUAUUGUACAUACAAGUCUUUUGCAAAAGCGUGUGAUCUUUGUGGAAGUAGUACAGUAUAUGAACUUUAAUUUUUUUAAUAUACUGUCACAUUGCAGCACUGGUUGGGCAUUUUAAUUCAUGUUAAUAAAUCACAAUUAUGUCAGUUUUAACAA
This is a messenger RNA of Anolis sagrei ordinatus, 3589 nucleotides long. Lineage: Eukaryota; Metazoa; Chordata; Lepidosauria; Squamata; Anolidae. The record is from RefSeq and is a predicted model, not a curated record.